Molecule: messenger RNA, 1300 nt
Organism: Trifolium pratense (red clover)
Lineage: Eukaryota; Viridiplantae; Streptophyta; Magnoliopsida; Fabales; Fabaceae
Product: ethylene-responsive transcription factor ERF021-like
Exons: 1
Coding region: 87-641 (184 amino acids)
Biological process (GO): regulation of DNA-templated transcription
Molecular function (GO): DNA binding; DNA-binding transcription factor activity
Source: RefSeq, a predicted model, not a curated record
AAGUAACAAUAUUAAGUACCAACUAUAACAUUGACAUUUAUAUAUUUCAAAAAAAAAAAAACUAUAGUAUAUAAUUUGCAUUAAGAAUGUCUUCAAGUGGUGCUGCUAGUUCUGCAUACAGAGGAGUCCGCAAGAGAAAAUGGGGGAAAUGGGUAUCCGAAAUCCGCGAGCCAGGUACCAAAACAAGAAUUUGGUUAGGAAGUUUCGAGACACCGGAGAUGGCUGCGGCUGCAUACGACGUCGCUGCUUUGCAUUUUCGAGGACGUGAAGCUAGACUCAAUUUCCCCGAACUCGCAACUAGUCUUCCUCGUCCGAUAAGCAACAAUGCCGACCACAUUCGAAUGGCAGCGCACGAAGCUGCUUUGAGGUUAAGAGCCAACAUGAUGGCGCCACCGGAUAACAAUGGAACAGGCUCUGCCAGUUCCACUAGUUCAGUGGCGCCUUUGACCGUGAGACUCUCUCCGAGUCAAAUUCAGGCGAUUAAUGAUUCGCCGAUGGAUUCACCUCCUACAUGGAUGCAAAUGUCACACCCCUUUAUGACUGAUGAUCCAACCAUGUUGUAUGGUAAUCAUGGCUAUGAAUUUGAUGAGAAUUAUGAGUGGGAGGAUAUGCAGCAGAAUGAUUCUCUUUGGGAUCCUUAAUUGAUUAACUGGGUAACGUACGUAAUGUACAAUAACUAUGCUGAUCAUAUCAUAUAUUUAAUAUAUGCAUCAUCAAUUUCGUAUUUUAGUAUUUUAAUGUUAAUUAAUUAAUUGGAUUUAUACAUUUACGUAUUUAAUGUAUAAUGUAAAAAUUCAAUUAAUUAUUAUAUGGUUGUGAUAAAUUGAUAUUAUUAGAGGGGGGUGGUGACACCAAUUCCACUUAACUCUUGUCCUGUUUUUUGAAAAUUACUAGCAAAGGAUGAAGCAAUAUAGUUUGGUUUUAUUAAUUUUCUUUCUUUCAAGAUGAAAGAAACAAGAAAAGGACGGUGGUGAUGAGGUUUGAUAAUUAUUCAUGAUCACUUCAUAUUCAGAAGUGGUAUACAGCAAUAUUGAAUUGUGGAGAUAUAUAUAUGCAAGUUAUUAUUGGCAUAAAAUUCCAUUUGUUAUAGGGAGGUAUAUUACCAUAUGUGUUGUUUAGAUAAGGCAGUAUUUUUUUGGAGGGGUCCAUUAAUUUAACUAUUUUUGGGUAUGUGUAUGGCUAGAUUUAAUUAGUUAAUUUAUUUAAUUAUAGUGGGUGGUGUUACUACUCAUAUUCAUUUGUAUUCCCAAAUGGGGCACCAAGUCUGUUUUUUAUAGGCUGUGGGGAAGGGAAGUGUGUG